UUUCCCAUUGAUACAAAAUUUCGUUGAAAUCCCCCAUGCAAAGCCAAGGUAGAUGAUGAUUUCUGCUUUCUCUAUGAAUAACCUCCCAUAGCUGCACUCUUUCUUGGAAGUCAUUUGGAGCGUGUAUAAAGGUCACUUGCAUUAGCUGUCUGUUCUCGUUGAGUUGGCAUUGUGCAUUUAUAUGAUGGUUUGAGAAUGAGUCAAUUGUUAGUACUACCUGAUCAUCCCAAAAAAUUGCCAAACCCCCUGCGAUUCCUUCUGGAUUCACCAAGAAACUAUUCUGAAAUUUCAACCUCCUCCUUAUUCGAUGCACUUUCUGCUCCUGAUUUUUUGUCUCCAUUAGAAAUAUAAUACUGGGCCGUUCCUGAGUCACAAGGACUCGCAAGGCCUGAAUUGUCAGGGGUGUGCCCAACCCCUGACAAUUCCAACUCAGUAGUUUCAUGGUCUGUUUGGUGGCUUAUUAGGGCUAGCCACCAGAGCCCACUGACAGGACUUCUCCACCACGUUGAUUGGGGUAUCUACCAGCUGUAUAUUUUCUAUAUCUACUGGUUUUGAGCUUUGCGCACCAUAUGGACAGAACCGCUUGCCUUUUUUGACUGUGGGUUGUUUGGUGCCUUUGGAUUUAUUCCUCAUCAGCCCUUUUCCUUUUGCUGAGAUCUCUAUCAUAUCGACUUCUGCUUCCUUUUUUUGCUCCUCAUAAAGAACUAUAGCUAAUUCUUCAUCAAUGCAAUAGCUUCCUCUCUUUUGUGGGCUUUUCUCUCCCGAAAUUUGUAGUGUUGAAUGCUCUGUGGGCAUGCUGUUCUCCUCUUGGGAAGCGAUUGUAUAGGAGUUUCUGGCACUAUCUCAGUUUCUUCUAGGAUUGCCUCAUGUUUUCCAUAGAAAAUCUUACCAUAAGGGCUGAGUUCAUUUACAUCCGCUCGGAGCCAAUUUCCAAAUUUUCCCGAUUCUGACUGAAAAGCAAAGGAGAAGUAACCUGGUUGCAGCUGAGUGCAGGUAACAUUUUCUACCCUCCAAACUCUUUUCAUCGUAUUCACAAAAGCUGUAAAAUUCACAUUCGGCCUUGAAUACAAUUUCCUGAACACUGUUUUACGGCAUUCUAUCAGUUUUUCUUCUGAGACAGCGCUUCUUAUAUCCACUACAUCAACCUCAGACCAUAACUCACCGAGACUUCUGCACAGGGCAGCUACACGCCUUUCUUCCUCAAGCUGACUUGCCAUUUCUUUUUUACCAGAAUGAGAAUCUCAGGUUUGUCGCAAUAGCUGGCGUUUACACUUUGGAACCAGCAGGAGGGUCAUCAUUAGAAUAGACCGAUUGAAGGGAGCUCACUAAGGGUUUAGUGUAUGUCAGGUGAAAUGGAACAUUAAUCUGGUGGAUUGCGAUGAACAAGCACAACCGAUCAGAAAUGGAUGGGCAUUAGGGUUUUGUCGUGGGUGGGAUUAACGGGGUUUUUUUGAAUGAGCCAUCUGGGUUUCGAUUGGGUUUUUUAGGUUUUUCAUUUUGGGGAAAAUUUCUCAGUCGUGUAAAUGGGGGAAAGCUACUCAGUCGGUAGAGGGGUAAUCAUCAUUCGACAAUGGGAGGAAGCAAAUCUUACCUUGAAGAUGGAAGACCUACCCAGAUGGUAGAGAGGAGCUCGUCAUUCCAGAGAGAACUUGGCCUUGGCUUGAAUAUCCUCCACUUCAUUGGUUAAAAAUUGUUAUACAAUCUUCACUUUACAUCUUUUCAUAACAUAAUCAAUCAUUUGCCAUUGAAUGUCAAUAACCGUUUUUAUUUCUGUUUCUUACUUUUCUUUUUCUUUUCUGUUCACCAUGUUCUUCUUCAUCGACAAUGACAGCUUGGGCAUGGACUGAGGGUUUGCGACAGGAAUGUACCAAUGAGCGAUAAGAAGUGGCGUCUUGUGAAGGUCAUGAAAUGUGAGAGCAGGUUCUUGAGGACGUGAAUGGCGGUGGAAAGAUAGAAGGAGAGGAGGUGGAGGAGAUUGGAGAAAACCAUUGAACUGGGUACAGAUGUGCUUCAAUAUGCGUGUUUCCGUUUUCAAUCAAAACUCAUUUUUGGCAUUUGAAGCGUUCGCGAUCGACGCGUAGAUGAAGGAACAAAACCAUGAGAAAUACACUCGUCAUUGUUCUCUCUUUCUUUUCUUUUUUUUUUAAAUUUUCUGAACACAGCAAACGCACAUGUUGCUGUUGAUCGUACAAGAAAAGGACAAUCAUGGAGGAAGAGAAACUGUGGAGGACCACGUGAUGUGUUCGGUCCUCAUCGUUCAUCAUUCUUAAAUGUUCUUUUCACUUUGACAUCUGUGGCCACGUGGGCCAAUCACAAAAAUGACCCAAGAAAACAUCCUUAAAAUCUAGAGGCUAAUUAAGAGGAAGGGAUUGUUUUUGAAGUCUUGGUCAAAAAGGUAAGGGUUAAAGAAGUAAAUUUGCCUCAUUUUGGAAAAAGCAACCAUCACAAGAGUUCGUAUAUACCAAGCGUUUCUGGUUCAACCUUCGGGGCAAGAGAAGAAUUCGAGCUUACUUUAGGAGACGAGGGCUUGUGCUUGAAGUGGAGAAAUCACGCCGGAUGGAAAACAUUUGAGUUUUACUUGUUCGCGUGACACUCUACAUCAUCUAAAAGCAUUCGGAUUCACAAAUUACUUUUUCAUCUUUUGGGGGCAAGAGAAGAAGUAAAGCUUUGUUUCACUUGUGCUUGAAGAAGAGAAACUGCAUUGGUUAAGGUGUGAAGCUAAUCGCCCGACCGUAUUGCAUUUCAAGAUUUGGACAUGACUUGAUCUGUUUCAAGUACAAAUUCACAUAUUACUUUCUCAUCCUUUGGGGCAAGAGAAGAAGUAAAGCUUUGUUUGGCUUGUGCUUGAAGAGGAGAAACCGCAUUGGUUGAGGCGUGAAGCUAAUCCUCCGAUCGUAUUGCCUUUUGAGACUCAGACAUGACUUGAUCUAUUUCAAGUUUUCUUCGCGCACUUUGUUUAAGCACAAGCAAGGAGACACAGCAAGAGGGAAAAAAAGGAGGGGAAAAAUUUCUAGAAAAGAAGGAAGAAAUGGCCGGGGCUUUUUUGGCCAACGUUGCAGCGAAUCUUGUGGCAAAACUCGGUGAGUACUUGUUUGCUCCCAUCGGACGUCAAUUUGGGUAUGUGCUGUUGCACAAAAGCUACGUGGAAGAUCUCGAAAAUGGAGUUGCGGAGCUGGAGAUGGCAAGGGAAAGGGUGCAGGGCUCUGUCAAUGAAGCCGUGUAUGACGGAAAAGUUGUACACACUGACGUUAGGGAUUGGCUGGACAGUGCGAAGGAGGAGGCCGAGGAAGCAGAAAACCUGUUAAAACGUGACAAAAGUGCAAAGUACGCUUGCUUCCAUGGUUGGCUUCCCAACCCCUUGGCGCGCCAUGCAAUUGGUGAGAAGGUGAAGAAGAUGACUCAAGUCAUUCGUGGACUCUAUGAGAAAAGCCGAAAUAGUAACUUCCAGAAGGUCUACCAUGAGAAUACGCCGAUAGGAAUUGUCACCGCUGCCACUUCCACUGCAAGAUCUGUUGACAACAAAGAAGAUGUCUUGGAGUCUAGGGCCAAAAUCAUGGAGGAUGUAAUGAAGGCUGUGGUUGACGACAAGGUCUGUGUGAUUGGGGUGUAUGGACUAGGUGGGGUUGGCAAAUCCAAGCUUUUGGAGGACAUCGAAAGGCGAGUUAAAGAAGAGAAGUUCUUUGAUGUGGUUGUCAUGGCAAAUGUAUCACGCAAUCCAAAUAUAAAAGAAAUUCAAGGAGAAAUCGCUUAUGCACUGGGUCUCAAGCUAACAAAUGAUGAACCUGUUCGCAGGAGAGCAGAUCAUUUGUCUAAGAGGUUGGAGAGUGAUUCUGAGAAAAAGAUUCUCAUAAUUUUAGAUAAUCUGUGGAAGAAGUUAGAGUUAAAGGAAGUUGGAAUCCCUUGCGUAGAUGAUAAUAAAGUAAGAGGCUGCAAGUUGUUGCUAACAUCUAGAUACCGAGAUGUUUUGUGCUUGGACAUGGGCUCCGAUCGACAAUUUCGAGUCAAUGAGUUAGAGGAUGGAGAAGCACGAAAACUUUUUGAAAGGACGGUAGGGGAAAGAAUUAACGAUCUUGAGGUUAGAUGCUUCAUAGAUGGAGUGGUCCAAAAAUGUGGAGGCUUGCCUCUUUUGAUUAUCCCGGUGGCAAAAAGGCUAAAGCAUGGAGAUUUGGCUGAAUGGAGGAAUGCUCUGACCAAUAUAGAAGGGUCAGAUGUAAAAUCAAUAGUAGAACUAAGUUACAAUGACUUGAAAGAUGAGAGGAUCAAAUCAUUGUUCAAAAUUUUUGCUCUAGCCUCUGGGAGAAUUGCAUUUGGGGAUUCCCUUAUGUACUGCAUAGGCUUGGAUUUAUUUAAAAAAUUCAGCAAGACCAUCCAAAACGCUAUCGAUAGGUUGCAAGAGGAUCUUCGUAUCCUGCAAGACUCUUCUUUGCUACUAUAUAGUGAUGACCCAACAGAGAUAAAAAUGCAUGACAUAUUUGUUGACAAGGGCAUCUCUAUAGCUUCCAUGGAAUGGAAUGCCUUGGUCGCGAGGAAGGAUUAUGGAUUUAAAGACUGGUCCAAGGAUGAGCUCACAAAAUGCACUGCGAUAUCCAUUCCUUUUGUUGGCAUUGAUAAGCUACCUGAAAAAAUUGGACUGCCCAAACUUAAGAAUGCUUCUAUUAUUUGAAGGCAACUCAUCUCUCCAAAUUCCCAAGUCAUUUUUCGAGUCUAUGGAGAAGCUCCAAGUCUUGGACCUGACUGGCCUAUCUGUCACCUCUCUACCUUCGUCGAUUGAGUUCCUCGAAAACCUCAAGUCGCUAUGUCUUGAUAAUUACCAUCUAGAGGAUGUGACUAUCCUUGGAAAGCUAAAAGGAUUGCAGUGCCUGAGUUUUUAUAAAUCUUCAAUCGCUCGGCUGCCCAAAGAGAUAGGUGGAUUGACUGAAUUAAGAAUUUUGAUGUUGACAAAGUGCUCCGGCCUCAAAAUUAUUGAGCCUGGAGUGCUAGGAAGCUUAGUUAAAUUAGAGAUAUUGUGUAUGGCAGACAGCUUUGAUCAAUGGGAGGAUCAGGAUCAAGCAACGCGAAGCAACGCCAGCCUGGCUGAGUUAAAUAACAUGAAAAAUUUGAGCACCUUGCUCAUUUCUAUUCCUCAUUCCGCCAAUCUCUUAGGAGACCUGCCAUUUGGGAAUCUGACCACUUAUGAUAUUUAUAUUGGGGACGUUUGGGAUUGGUCGGAUGAAGAAAUAGACGAAAGAAUUUUAAAGCUCAAGCUGGAUUCAGGCAAUCUUCUUGACGAAGAGUGGGUACAGAGAUGUUUGCGCAUGACGCAAAAUCUCCACUUGGAUGGUUUGCAAGAUGGCAAUGACAGCAUUAAUGAUUUGUGCGUCAAUGGAUUUCAAGAAUUGAAGCAUCUUCGUGUACAAAAUAGCCCCUCACUUCAGUACAUUGUCCACCCCGCAGAGUAUAUCCAGUGCAAUACAUUUACGAAGUUGGAAUCGUUGUUUCUUGAGAAUCUAAACAAUUUGGAGAAGAUUUAUCAUGGUUGUCUUGCCCUGGAAUCUUUCAGCAAAUUAAACACUAUGAAAGUGGAUAAUUGUGGUAAAAUCAAACAUUUAUUUCCUUUUUACAUGAUGAGAAUAUUCUUGCAGCUAAAAGAGAUUGAAAUAAGCAGAUGCCACUCGAUGCAACAAAUUAUUGGAGAUGCCAAGGCAGAUGAAGAUGGAGAUGAACUUCCCAUAUUGAAAGAGAUAUGGAACUCUCAAUCUCCCUCAGAUAUGAGCCACCUAAAAUUUCUGAAAGUAGUGGAUUGCUCAUUCCUUUUGAGCAUCAUCCCGUCAAAUUUACUAGUAAAGCUACAGAAUUUGGAGGCCAUAACUAUUGAAAGAUGUCGGUUAGUACGAGAAGUAUUCGACCUUGAAGGAUUGACGGCUAGUGGGGAUGUUGAGAUUCUAUCGCGAUUGACCAAAUUAGUCUUGAGUGACGUACCAAGUUUGGGACACAUAUGCAGCAACAAUCCAAGAAGAAUGUUCUGUUUCCGAAACUUAAGGGCUUUGAAGGUGCAAAACUGUGAUAACUUGAGGUUUCUUUUUUCUUCUUCCAUGUUUAAAGCGCUCGAGCAAAUAAAAACAAUAGAAAUAGCAAGUUGUACACUGAUGGAGGAUAUUAUAGAUGUGCAAGAAGAAGAAUCAAAGGAAGCCGCCACCACCUACACUUUACAAUUCCCUUUGUUAACCUCAUUGUCUCUUGAGAAAUUACCAAAUCUCAGGACAUUCUCUCAAGGAAAGUACCGUAUUCACUGUCCAUCCUUAAUAAGACUGAGGAUAUCUGGAUGCCCCAAAAUGACGACAUUUUCUUCAUUUGAAGGAAAGCAACAAUUAGUGACAGCUUAUACAGGUUUACAACAAGUAUUUGGUCGUAUCAACUCUGGCUUGUCCUCCCCUACCCUCUUCAAUCAAAAUGUUCUUUUCCCGAGCUUGGAGGAGUUGACACUCUUAUCAUUGUGCGGGCUAAGGAGGAUAUGGCACAAUGAACUCCCUGAAGAAUCAUUCUGCAAACUAUCAUCCAUCACUGUCAGAGAUUGUGAAAAUCUCUCUCAUAUUUUUCCAUUAACUUCAAUAGAGAGGUUCCAGAGCCUGAAAAGGAUUGAGGUGGUCCAAUGUAUCUCUUUGGAAGCAUUAAUGGAGCACAUCGCUGUCAAUUCUAAGGAAAGACAAAAAGGUCUCGUCCUCUCAGACUUAAAAGAAGUGAAGUUGUGGCACCUGCCAAGGCUGAAUGCUAUUUUGACAAGCAACACAAAAGCAACGUUUUAUUUUCCUAAUCUGACUAAUGUUAGCUUGCACUAUUGCCACAACUUGAGAUAUCUCUUCACACAUGACACAGCGAGGACUCUUCAUGAACUUGAGAUGCUAGAUAUUUCUGGUUGCAAUAACAUGCAGGAAGUAGUUGCCAUGGAAGAGGGUGAAGAGCGAAAGUUGAAGGCAGUGAAGUUCUCUCAUCUAUGUACAUUGAAGCUUUGUUCCCUUAAGAGCUUGGUUAGUUUUAGCUCUGGAAGUUGUGCCUUUGAGUUUCCCUCCCUAAGAAAUCUCUCAAUUCUAGAGUGCACUGAAUUCAAGACAUUCAUAUUGAGGCUAUCGGCACCAUGUGUGGAGAUGAUGAAUGAGGGAGAUGCCGGUUUUGAUGAAGGUCCAUAUUCCUUAUUUGACAAGAAGGUCAUAUUUCCCAAAUUAGAAGACCUACGUCUAAUAGGAGUUCGAUCAAGAGAAUUUUGGGAGAAUGAGAUCGAUUACGAGUACAUUUGCCGCCUAAAGGUCCUUGAGGUGAAGCAUUGUCACAACCUCUUGAAUGUUAUUCCUUCGUUUAUGUGGAAGAGGCUGCUUCACUAUUUGGAGUCCUUGACAGUGGAGUCAUGCAAUCUGAUAGAAGGCAUUUAUACACUUGAGGGCCUCAGUGUGAUGGAGAGAGUAGCUGAAAGAAGCAGUGUGACAUCCCGAUUUUCCAAUUCUGGUUUCAAUUAAAUAAGUCGGGCAUUUCAUCUUCGCGUCUAUAGCUCUCUUCUCUGAGUUGGCCACUCACGAGAUAAUCUAGUCUAUCAGGUGAA
Molecule: messenger RNA, 7570 nt
Organism: Eucalyptus grandis
Lineage: Eukaryota; Viridiplantae; Streptophyta; Magnoliopsida; Myrtales; Myrtaceae
Product: putative disease resistance protein At3g15700
Exons: 10
Coding region: 4512-7487 (991 amino acids)
Molecular function (GO): ADP binding
Source: RefSeq, a predicted model, not a curated record